GUUUCGGGCAACUUAAAAAUAUCUUAUAGUAACACCACUUAAUUACUGAUACUGACCCCUAGCGGCAAUUUUGUGACAAAAAUACAUCGUGAAUGUGGCGUGUGUUGUUUGGUACUUCGUGAUUCGUAAAUAAAAUGCCUUCAAUAGUGUAGUAAUUAUUGUUGUUAGUGUAAUUCUUGAAAGUAAAACAAUUAUCUGUUUGGAAACCUUUUAUUGACGGCUCGAACUAUUGACUAAAAGUGUUAAUCGUUUGAUAUUUUAUCAUAUGUUGCACGCCUUUGGGGUCUCGUUCAAGACAAAAAAAUAAUCGGUAAUUCCGAUGCUAAAUUGAUAAUGCAAAAUAGACACAAGCAGUAUUCUGGCACGUUAUUGCGCUUUCUUGUGACAAUGCGGUGCCCUAUGUACAGUCAUAUUUUUUAAAUAAUUUUUACAAGUUUACAACAAACUUCAUAAUGGUUGUCAGAGCUGUACCAGAAUAAAGCAAAUAUGAGUCACAACUUGGCUGGAAUGCCCUCCUACAGGUUGCAGGGUCCUGGUCUGGGCCCCCCAGAUUUCAAACCACCCAUGGAUACACCCACACCUCCUGCACCUGCACCAAGUAAUCCCAAGAAGAGAAGAAAAACUUCAAAUGCCAACAAUGCCUUAACUACACAACAGACUCCACCUACAGUACAAGAUUUACUACCUCCUCCUUUGACAGGGUAUGGAGAUACAAUUGUUGCUUCUAACCCUUUUGAUGAUUCACCUUCAACUGUAUCACACAAUGGUCCCAUGAUGAGUCAAAAUGGACCCAUGAUGAAUCAAAAUGGCCCGAUGGGAAUGAUGGGACCUAUGCACAGUAUGGGAGGACCACCUAUGAGACACAUGAGUCCCUUACCCCACAAUAUAAGUCCUAUGAAUCAACAAAUGCCACCUAGAGGAGGAAUCAGCCCCAUGGGUAACAUGAGCCCCAUGGGUCAUAUGGGUGGUAUGUCACCUAUGGGUGGUCCUAACAUGGGAAUGAGUAAUCACAGUAUGGGGCCUGGUAUGGGAGGAUCAAGGUCUAUGGGGAGUCCUAUGAGCCCAAUGAACUCUAUGCCAAUGGGUUCUCCUAUGUCAACAGGACCAAUGGGAAGUCCAAUGAACAUGGGUUCAAUGGCUGGUAGUCAUAUGAGUAACAGCCCAAUGGGCCCACCAAUGCAUAGUCCAUUAGGAGCCGGAUCUAUGAAUGGUCCUAUGAAUGGGCCCAUGGGUGGCGGAGGACCAAGUAUGAAUGUUCCCCGGAUGAAUGGGCCAAUGGGACCGAAUUGUUCUAAUGGUAGUAUGGGCCCAAGCAAUUCUAUUAUGUCUCCAAGUACUAUGCAAAAUAGUGGAAUGGGGCCUGGACAUUGUGGACCAAUGAGACAUGGUAGUCCAAUGGGCUCAGGCAUUGGCGGUGGUCCUAUGGGUGUUAAUGGUCCAAUGAACUCAAUGGGACCUGGUCCGCCAUAUUCAAAUAGCCAUAUGGGGCAUGGUGGGCCUAUGGGAAUGAGUGGAAGUGGUUCAAUGGGAAUGGGUCCUGGCCCAGGAAAUAUGGGUAAUUGUGGACCUUUGGCGGGCAUGAGUGGAAUGGCAAUGGGAGGGCCAGGAAGUCAAGGACCCAUGGGGCAAGGAAUGGGUAUGUUUGGGCCUAAGCCAAUGCCAGUGAGUGCGGGGAAAGUGUAUCCACCAGAUCAACCGAUGGUUUUCAACCCACAGAAUCCGAAUGCACCCCCUAUAUAUCCUUGUGGUGUUUGUCACAAAGAAGUACACGAUAAUGAUCAGGCUAUUUUAUGUGAAUCUGGAUGCAAUUUUUGGUUUCACAGGGGGUGCACGGGUCUAACAGAGCCUGCUUUUCAGCUUUUGACAGCAGAAGUCUAUGCGGAGUGGGUUUGUGACAAGUGCCUGCACUCUAAAAACAUACCUCUUGUAAAAUUUAAGCCAUAGCGAUGCGCCCUACCUUCGCCUAUCCUGCCACACCAUUGAGUAUGCUCAUUGCCACUCAUCACAAGUAUUUAUUUCACUUCAUCUAGUUUGUUUUUAAAUGUUUAUUAAAAAUGAAAUGGAAAAAAAAUGAAAAUGAAUUAUAAGUUUUGGGUCCAUAUUCUAUUACAAUUUUUAAACUGUGAGAACUGCAACCAUUUUUAAAUUUGGUUUUAGCUAUUCCCAAGGUUUAAGAUUUUAGAAUUUUGGCCAUAGAAGGAUCUCAUUCUGGGUUUCUGGGUUUAAUUGUACCAACUUGGCAUUUUUACACGAUUACAGUCAUUACAAAUCGUGAAGUAUACACAACUUAUAUUACUUAGCGGUAAUAUAUGUUAAAUGAUACAUACUAAAAGCAAUCUUAUGUGAUCUUUCAUUAGGAAGUAAACUAAAUCUGAAUUAAGCAAUAUUAUGAAGACGCCAUCAUGUGCGCUUUAGUCUGUGCAUAGUGUACAUAUAGUCUAAGAUUCAACUUCCGCCUUAUAAAAAUUGUGACUAAGUGUACUUUCAACAAUUAUAACAGUUUGCUCAGCAAAUAGUAAAGCUCAAUUUUAGUUUGAAAGUACAUAUACUAGUAUGUCUAGUGGCAGCAGGUUUUAUUAUAGAUUUUAAUGAUGUGCUAAUACAAAUCCAACAUUUUUGUAGAAAAAUAGCUUAGGUCAAAUAUAAUAGUUACAUUUAAACGGAAAUGGUAUUCUCUUGUUAUAAAUAGCUGGUGCUAUUUAGUCUCAGAUUCAGGUCCACACUUGUUAAGUGUGCCUUUAGUUAUAUUAAAACAUACUAAAAAGCACACCACUAUUCUACAAAAUUUUUCUUUAUGCAGAAUUGCAUCUAGUGAAGAUUAGACCAUAGGGCUAGGGGUUUAAUACGUAAAGAGACCAAUUUAACUGACUUUAUCUAUCUCUUUAGAAAUUAAACAAACAACACUCGUGAAAAAAUAAAAUCUCUGCCCCUAGAUGUCAAAGCACAAACCAAAUCACACACAAUAUGAGCUUUAAAUUAAGUCACCUUAUAUAGAAUUUUUCACCAAUUAAUUUAACAGUUAUGUAUAUGAGCAAUUAACUUAAACUAAGACCCAUAGUCUAGACUGAGAGUUAAAGAUUAACCUGUAGGGCUAUACGCAAUUUCAGCUAUCUCAUGUGUUUGUCUGUAAUCAAAUGUUUUGGUUUUGUUUAGCUUAUUGACUUAUCAACAUAAGAAUAGAAGUCAUUUUCCAUGUAAACUAUAAAAUCCUUACAAUGAUUAUUCUAUUAUAGCCUUUUAUGGCCUAUAUGGAUAGUUGUCAACGAAUAGCCUCAUAGGUUGUAUUAAAGAUGGAUUUCUCUUGAUAAUGGGAAUAAUGUUUAAUUUUGGAAAAGAAAUUGGGGCUUGACUAUGUUUUGGAACUUGGGUCUUAAUUGUUGCAAAUGGAUUUUAAUUAAACAUACACUAUCAUGAAUUAUUUGACAAUGAACUUAAAAGGCUUUAUUAUUCAAGCGGAAAGAUUUCAGAUAAAAUUUGAAUUAAACAUUUCAACUAUAUUUCCAAUAAUUAUUUUAAUAGUUCUUGAUAGUUUGAUAUAUUAAGAUUAUCAUAUUUUGGCAUCUUUCCUAAUCAUUUAAUACUAUCUGUAUUUGUAAACAUACUUUAAGCUGAAUAUAGACUACUUUGCAAAUACAAAUGUGUAUUAAAAAUCAGUCUUUACCGACUAAAGCUUACAGUACGCUUAAAAAUAAGGCCACAAAGUCAAGAAAUGUCUGUGAAAUGUAUCAAAAUAAAUAACCCAGUGCUAGGCAAGUCAUGUACUUAUUAUUUGGUGCCCUUAUUUGCAUGUAAUAUUAGCGCGUUAAUGAAAUUGUACAUACUAUAAUGAAUCCAUACGCUUUCUUAAUUAUAGGGGUGUUAAAAUGUGUUUGUCAAUUUUUUAACUUUUGAAGAUUUUUUAAGGAUAAAUUGUAAAAUAAGUUGUGUAAAUAACAUAAUAGCGAGUAGAUAAUGAGAUUAUAUGAAUUCGAUUGACUUUGGGUACACGCGGCUGUGAAUUGUAAGUGCGUGGUGUACGCCGUCUUACCCUCUGAUGUCAAUCUCCGAAUCUUUCUAUUGUAUGUGAAUAAUGCCUUAUUUUAAGAUUAUUUAAUGUUUGAUAACCUUAUUGUGUAUUAAUGUUUUAAAUUGAGACAUUUCUUUUUAAUUAUCAAAACAGUUAGAACAUAAUAUGUUCUACCUUGUGCCAUUUCCUAUACUCCGAUAUUUAAACCAAGCAGCUAUCACUUAUUUGCGAAUAUUAAUUUAUUGAUAGGUUGUGAAAUUUAUUUACUACAUGGAUUUGAUGUUUCAGUUAUCUUUGACAUGUUCACCUCAGGUAAAGAGGAAGCAAGUUCUUUUAUGUUGUUCAUAUUUGUUUCAUGUACAUUUGGUCUGACACUCCCAUUAAAUAUUGGCUUUAUUUAACUGUAAUGAAAUACCGCAGUGUAACGUCACAUUUUGGCUUUAUUUCCAUAAUAAGUAUUGUUGAUUAUUCUCAUAGUCAACGCUCGUUUUAUGCAUUACAAAAUAUAGGAUGUAGCAUUAUCUUUAAUGAGAUUACAUGAUUAUUUUAUUUAUCAAAACCAUGACAUUAUUUUUAAUUGCGACUCACCUUUAUACAUAGGUAUUAUUAUAUACACUUUUAUACAAUUUCUUACCAUCUUCAUACUAUAAAUGUUUUACCUGUAAAAUUUAAUUGAAUUGGCCUGGUUUAACAUGAAUUUUAGUUUAUAAAAAUAAUUUUCGAAAAAAAUGGCCAUCACUUUAAAAAAUACUAGUAGUUGAAGUCGCCUAGUUUAGCUGCCGAAUUAAACUAAUGUAAAUAAUAUGAAUUAUGGAGCCACUUGUACAGUUAUAUUAUUCAGAUUUAUAUAUCUAGUGUAAUGUGGCCAUUAAUGUAAAAUUAUUAAAAUACGUGAGAGCAUCACAAUUAUUAUUUACGGGAGACUGCUGCUAUGUACAUUAAUUAUAUACUUAUGUUUAACUUUACAGUCGUCAUGUUGUGAUGAAAUAACACGUUGUAAUUCUGAAUAUUUUAUGAAGUCAAAAUAGAAUUAAGUCAGUGGUCUUAAACUUGUGCAUAGUUUAUUUUGUAUUAUGUGAAUAAUAACAAGCAAUAAUAAAAUUGUUA
This is a messenger RNA of Pieris rapae (cabbage white), 5113 nucleotides long. RefSeq names its product protein pygopus. The coding region runs from base 487 to 1944 and encodes 485 amino acids. The record is from RefSeq and is a predicted model, not a curated record. Lineage: Eukaryota; Metazoa; Arthropoda; Insecta; Lepidoptera; Pieridae. The transcript has 3 exons.